Messenger RNA from Nematocida major, 2187 nucleotides. RefSeq names its product coatomer subunit beta'. Gene Ontology annotation, molecular function: structural molecule activity; protein binding. Lineage: Eukaryota; Fungi; Microsporidia. The coding region runs from base 1 to 2187 and encodes 728 amino acids. Gene Ontology annotation, biological process: retrograde vesicle-mediated transport, Golgi to endoplasmic reticulum; intracellular protein transport; intra-Golgi vesicle-mediated transport. Gene Ontology annotation, cellular component: COPI vesicle coat. The record is from RefSeq and is a predicted model, not a curated record. The transcript has a single exon.
AUGGAAGAAAGGAUUGCAGGGCGAUUUGAAAAAGCAAGAGUCAAGCAGGUUGUUUCGCACAAGAAAGAGCCGUUGGCGCUUGCCGUUAUGUACAACGGGGACUUUGAGCUGUGGAACACCAUAGGAAUGAACCUCAUAAAAACAGGAAGCAUUGGAGAAAUACCUGUCCGGGCAGCUGCAUUUGUUGAAGACUGCGAGUGCUUUGCCGUGGGGGGAGACGACGGAAUGCUUCGCCUGUACUGCACAGACUCGUUCAAGCUGAAGCACAAGGUGCAGGCGCACACAGACUUUAUUCGGUACAUUGCAGUGCACCCUGUCCUGCCGUAUAUAGCCACCUGCUCCGACGACAUGCAGAUAAAGAUAUGGGACUACUCAAAGGAGGUGUCUUUGAUAAAAACCCUCUCGGGGCACACGCACUUCGUGAUGUGCGUGGACUUCUCUUCGAAAGAGAACAAAACGCUUAUUUCGUGCUCGCUGGACCACAACAUCAUUGUGUGGAACAUUGAAACAGGCGCGGCUGUGAAAACCCUGAAGGGCACCGGCACUCCCUUGAACACCGUCAAAUACAUAGCGGACAAGCACAUAGUGAGCGGGGGCGACGACGGGAAAAUCAACAUUUGGGACGGGUCUUUGUACACGCCCAUAACAAGCGUCUCUGGGCACAUGGGGCCGGUUACUUCUGUGUGCUGCACGAGCAGAGGGUUUGUCAGCGCGGGAGAGGACGGCCUUGUGCGAGAGUGGAGCAAAAAGAGCUUUAGGCCAGAGUCCUCUGUUUCUGCGCGCGUCCAGAGAGUGUGGGGAGUCUGUGCUGCGCAGGGGGGAGACCUCCUUGCAGGCGGGGACGAGGGGAUCUCUUUUGUCCGGCAGACGCAGAGCAGCCUUCUCUACAGCUUCAUAAGCACGAAGAGCGAGGGAAGAGUUGUCAUUUCAGACAGCACGCAGAUUAAGCAGAUAAAAACCAGCAAUCCAGGCGCUGCCAAAAUUGUGACGACGCUUUCGUACGUGCCCGACAGAAUGUGCUUGUCGGAGAACGGAAGGUAUCUGUCCGUUGAGUCGGACGGGAUGGCGUACAUAUACACUGUGCUUGGGUUUCUGCUGCAAGUGUCUGUGCCCGGGCACUCUCUUGUGUGGACAGGCCUGGAGGAGUUUGUUAUUGUGCACGGAAGCAGCCUCGUGCGGUACACGGACUUUGAAGUGGACGGGAAAGUGGCUCUUUCCCCGGAGCUGGACGGGUCGGAGAUAAAGAGCGUUAAAAAGGUCGAUGCGCAUAGCAUGCUGAUCAAGACAGAAAGCACGCAGUAUCUGGUCGGCCUGAAGGGCAACGUUUUAAUGGAAGUUCCCGAGGCGGAGGGAGUCUAUGCGUACAACAACGUGUACGUGCUUUUGUACAAGGACCGGGCAGACAUAGUGGGGAAGAACGGCAGCCCGAGCAGCCCCGAUAGCUCGCUCAGCUGCAGAAUAAGCAGCUGGUGCGGAAAAGACAACGUGGUCUUUCUCCACACAGGAAGCAAAAUAGAGUACUUCGUGCUGAGCGAGAAGAGCUCGCCCACAAAAAUGCACGCAGUCACGCUUGGGACACUUCCAGCGAGCGGGGUUCUUCUGGGCGUUGUUGCAGGCGGAGUUUGGUGCUUGGAUGGCGGAAAGGUCUUUGAGCACAGCGUGCAGUGGGGCUUGGUGAAGUACCAGAGCAUGAUAAUUUCCGGGAAUGUUCCCUCUGAAAUACCAAAGGAGCACUUGAAGGAGUGCAUACACUUUCUCAUGGGAAUGGGCAUGCUGGAGGAGGCGUACAGGCUGGCAGACGAUCCAGACGAGAAGUUUGAGCUGCUUGUGAAGCUGGGCAAGCUGAGCGAGGCCAUGCGCAUAUCCAAUACAGAGACAAAGCACAGCAGGCUGGCCGAGCUGUUUGUAAGAAGAGGGCAUGUCAGAGAGGCCCUGCAGUGCGCCCAGAAGGGCGUCUCCGUGGAGAACGAAGUCCUUUUGGCUGCCCUCUGCAACAGCAUGGAGGACCUAAAGAAGGGCGCCGAGAAGGCGUGCCAGCAGGGAAAGGGCCUUGUGGCGCUGGCAGCUGCGUACAGAACAGAGAACUACGAGCUGUGCAGGAAGGUUCUGCGCGGGGGCGAGUUUGAAAAACUGUUUUGUAAGACACACGGAGGCAGUGCUCCGGGCAGGGAAGAAAGCCGCGAAUAA